AUGCAUACUCUAUCCACGUACUCUUAUCGGCUUUCCCACUACAGAGCUUCUGUCAGAUCCUUCUCUGGUCUGAGGAUGAAGUCAUCCACGGAUGAACACCUCAGCCAGCAAGACGCGGAGGCACUUCUUGCCGAAGCAUACCGCCUCGAGAAAGCGAAGUCACCGAAGUCAUUCGAAGCUGCCCUCGCGUUGUACAAAAAACUGGACGGUGCAGAGGGUGUGCUGUGUGAUUCUGAUGGACGCGACAGCGUACUCGAAGGUCUUGCGUACUGUCAUUUUCAACUCGAAAAGUACCCAAAGGCUGCCCAAGAUUACCGUCGUCUUCUAGAGUUUCGUGAGCAGCAAUCAAAGUCCGAUCUGGAAGCAAUCAGCCAAAGCCGCUACGAACUUGCUCGUGCAAUAGCGCGGACUCAGAAAUCAAAAUCAGGAGAGGCUCUGAAGUUGUACCGGAUGGUGAUAUCGGAACGGACAUCAAAGUUCGGCGAGGAGAGCACCGAAGUGCUUGAGUGCUCAUGCGAUCUUGCCAAUGCCCUUUGCCGCCUUCUAGAGUACCGAGAAGCACUGGACAUUAAUCGGAAGGUCCUGAGGAUCCGUGAAAAGCUCCAUAGUCCUGAGAGCAUCGAGCUUUGCACAAGCAGAUACCAGACAGCAAUCAACCUAUACUACCUAGGAGAAUACGGGCGGGCUCUGUUCUAUAUCAAACCAAACAGCUUGAUAGCUGCUGCUCCUCAUAGUGACAAUCUCACGAAGAUAUUGAAGGACUCGGUGACGCUCGCAAAGAGAUGUCGGGAAAAACGCGACCAGAGUCAAAAGGCAGUCGCCCCUGUCAAAUCGCCUUUGAAGAAACCUAUAAGUCCCUCGCCAGAAAACUCUAGUGUCGAAGUCUGGAAGGCUCCUAAGGAACCACCACGUUCGACUACCGACAUGACCGGACGCAAGAAUGAUGUGCCUCUGAAGACCACCAAGGUCAAAGUUGAGAAAACCAGUCCAUCUCGAGCGGUACCAGGCACACCCAAGACAUCCCAUGCCAAAACCAAAUCAGAAGCUGUCAUUCAGAAAUCGACACUUAGUCCACCACCGCAUGACCGACCAGCUAGUCGCAACGUGGAUGCCUCUUUGAAGUCUGCAGAGGAGAUCAGAAACCCGCGCCGAAGAGCGAGUUCUUACUCGGCCCCAGGAGUUUCAUCAAAGCCUACUGAGAAGACUUCCAUCGAUACUUCAGCUCGUAGGGCCAGUGACAACGACGUUCCCAAAUCAAGUGCGAAAGUACAAAAGUCAGAUAAACCCGUUAUAGAGGCAAGAGAGACCAAAAAGAGCAAACCCGACAAUAUUCUGCCGUCUACACAGCCCACUGCGACACGACCCGAUGCUUCACCGAAGAUAAGCAUCAAGAUUCACAAGGCCAAAAGCGAGAGAAGCGAUGAUUCUGAAGAUUCUGGAGGUACUAGAGGUAGAAGGAAGAACUUGGACAACGAUGCACAACAAGGCUCAUCGAGAUCGUCUGGAAGUUCGAGAGGAAGGACUGGCAAAAAGUCCAGUCGGCUUGAAAUCGCUAACUCCUCAGUCGAAAGCUUUGUCAGCGCAUCGGAGGGCCGAGCAGCCUCAAAUUCACCGUCCAGCCCCACGGGUCAUAGCCUUGGGGAACUUUAUGGCCUAUUGGAUACACAGAAGUCUUCUGCUUCAACCAUCGACACCGGACCAGCCGAGACUUGGUUUACCUUAUUCGAGACGCGAACGAAGGAAGUACUUCAGCCUGGGAAAAACCGACGCGUCUUACCAGUUGGAAAUGAGGAAGUUCGCAUUGCAAUAUUAGAUACUGGAGUGGAUGCCAGUCACGAGGCGAUUGCGAGGCAGAGAACACAGUUGAGAGACAUAAGAUCUUUUGUUCAAGGCAGCGAUGAGACCGACGACACUCACGGACAUGGAACGCAUGGUACCGCAUUGAUGCUGCGCCUUGUUCCUCGUGCCAGGAUUUAUGUUGGUCGUAUCACUGUCAACUCCAAGCCUGAUCCUGACGCAGUCGUGAAAGCCAUAGAACAUGCACACAGAAAAUGGAAAGUCGACAUAGUCAGUAUGGCAUUUGGCUUCAAGAAAAGCGACAAGCAUGACCGUGAGAAACAUCGACAAAGCAUGGAGAGGAUAGAAGAAGUCAUCAAAGCUGCUGCAUCCGACAACAUCCUUUUCUUCGGCGCUGCUUGCAACUCGGGCAUUUUGAACGGAACUGCCUUCCCCGCCAGAUUGUCGCAAGUCAUCUGUAUUCAUUCGGCCAACCACGGAGGCAGAACAUCGAAUCACUCACCACCAGCUAGGGACAACACUUACAACUUCUCCGUGCUCGGCGAGGACGUACGUUCAGCAUGGCCAGUGUCUCUGGGAGGCCCGACAGAACUGAUGACUGGAACUUCAACCGCUGUCAUGAUAGCUGCAGCUGUCAGCGCAGUCAUCUUGUACCUGGUACGCUUCGAAGACAAAGACUUCAUACCGAGAAAAACACUCUCCGCGAUUAGAGAGCGACUCAAGACGCAGGACGCCAUGUGCAAACUCUUGAAAGAGAUGAGUGUUCCCACAGAGGGGUACGACUUUCUCAAGCCUUGGGAGCUGAUUGACAUGGAAGGCUAUGAUGAGCCGGAGAAAGCUAGGCAGGACGCCCUGGCUAACAUUGCGAGAUUCUUGAAGAAGCAUUAUUAUACCAUACCGUAAACAAGGAUCGGUGCGAUGAUGUUUUCAAUCUUCGUUCCGAGGACUUCGAGAUUCCUACGGCGUUUUCUGUGUCAAUCGUAUGAGACCUGCCUCAGAUUGAUCAUCAAGAGAUCUCUCCUACAAGAAUGUGUGAUGAAAGAGCGCGUCCGGGAGGCUCUUUACGUCUCAAUAGCAUUGAACGUCGAUUUUCAAG
Messenger RNA from Aureobasidium pullulans EXF-150, 2893 nucleotides. Its product is annotated as subtilisin-like protein. The transcript is spliced from 4 exons. Bases 1 to 2700 code for a protein of 899 amino acids. The record is from RefSeq and is a predicted model, not a curated record. Gene Ontology annotation, biological process: proteolysis. NCBI's taxonomy places the organism in Eukaryota, Fungi, Ascomycota, Dothideomycetes, Dothideales, Saccotheciaceae. Gene Ontology annotation, molecular function: serine-type endopeptidase activity; protein binding.